CAUGAACCCACUCAAGCGCCCCCCCGGGCACACGCAACGCUUUUCUGCUUGUUUCGUCUUGCUCGAUAUAUGCAAAAGAUUGCUCGCAAUCUUUGCCCCAGUUUCUCUUCGUCUUCGUCUUCUUCCUUCUUGCUCCUUCUCCGUCUCUCCUUCUCUCCCUCCCGCCCCAUUCUGUCCUUAAUCGUUUUCAUACUGUUGCUUCCUGCAAACGCGUCCAUCCGUUCUGUGGUGUCGCCGCCGUUCUUCCACGCUUCUCUUGCUCGAGAUAGACCAUGGCUCGCGACUAAUUGCCGCACGCCUCGACGAAGUUUACCACACCUCGUCGCUUCCAUUGCACCCGUCACUUGGCCACGGUCAGCUAGACGCUGAGCAGAUCAAAUUUCAAGCCCAUUUUCUUCAUUCGCUCAUUACACCCGGUCUGGUUGCUGCCCGUGUUGGAAGCCCCGGAUUCGAUAUCCGAACAACGCAGCCCACCAAAUUCCUAGACAUAUCACCGAGAAAAAAAAAUCUUUGUAGAGGAACACCCACAUUCUCCCUUCUCGUCUUGUAGUCAAUUGAAAGCGAAGAUGCUAUUCAUCGGGCGCCCGUUGACGCUGCUUGCGCUUGCCGUCUGCACCUAUGUCUUCCUCACGUGGACUUACAGGACGUCUGCACCGUCACCUUCCGCCAAGCCAGACUACAUAUAUGAUGAGAAUGGCUUUCGGAUAUACCACGCCCCCAAUGAGAAGCAAGGCGGGAGUUCGAAGACGCAGCAGGAGCCUAUGAAAGACGAGCAUCAGCAUCUCAUGAGUUCAAGCGCUCAAACGGACAAGGCAAAGCGACCGCCUUCUACCAAAGCCCCGACGAAGCCUGCAAAGGUCUACACGGCCUCGAGUGAUCUGCCAAUGCCGACUCUAGAGCCAGAACAGAUGGAACAGUACAUGAGGGACAUGAUGCAUUGGAAUCGACCAGGUCAUGUGGACGGCCACUGGCCGGACUACGAGGCCUUCGACGACGACUCAGAAUAUGAUCCGAACCGCUGGGAGGGUUUUGAAAUGGAGCGCAACUUCUAUGAAAGCGGAAUUUCAAAGUUCACGCCUGCGCAGUUGGCUUCUCAAAAGCCUUAUCUACCGUAUCCAGCGUACACGUCCGACGAGUGGAAGAGGAAAUACGAGGGUGACUUUCACGUUUGCGACGGUCCGAGAGGCGGGCCCUUGAACGACGAUCUCAUAGACGCUAUGCGAGCUUACCCGACCAAGCCACAGGACUUUCCAGGCGAGUUCACAGGCUCAGCCGAUGCGAUCGGUCUGGACUCGGACGUGUGCUUUGAUCGCGUGCAGCGAUACGGAGCGUACGGAUACAACCCCCUUUCGAGCUCGCAGAACAGUCUGGUAGACUGGGCAAGCGUAAAGUGGGGUGAGCUGCAGGACAAAUGCUUCCAGCGGAACCAGGAACGCUUCAAGCCAAGCGCACGGGUCGAAUGGAAAUUCACCCCGGAUUUCGCCAAACCGGAAGGCCAGUCCUGGACCCGGUUCCACGAAGAGUCGCGGAGAGGCGAAGAAGCGCAGAAAGAAUUGUCCUUGGGGAACAAGUCAUACCGACCUCGGACAGCUGUUUUGAUCCGAACCUGGGAAGGCUACAAGUACUCUUCGAACGACAUUCUCGCUAUCCGAGCGAUGAUCUCCGAGCUCAACUUGCGAACGGGAGGCGAGUACCAGGUCUUCCUCUUUGUCAACAUCAAGGACUAUGACGCCCCAAUCUUCACGGAUCCACACGCGUACAGGCGCAUGCUUAUCAAGAAUGUGCCCCGCGAGCUGCGAGACAUCGCCGUGCUGUGGAACGAGAAGGUGUGCAAACAGAUGUAUCCGGGCGUCACCGACUGGCAGGUCUACUGGCAUCAGUUCAUGUCUGUCCAGUGGUUCUCGCAGCAGCACCCCGAAUACGAUUACAUCUGGAAUUGGGAGAUGGACGUGCGAUACAUUGGCAACCACUUCCACUUCUUGGACCGCGUUCAAGAUUUCGCCCUGAAGCAGCCAAGGAAGUAUCUCUGGGAAAGAAACGCGAGGUUCUACAUCCCAGACUUUCAUGGGAAGAGCUAUGAACGUUUCGUGGAGGACACGCACAAAAUCAUCAAAGAAGCUUCUGAGGCUGGAGACAUUCCCCCGCCGGUUUGGGGUCCCAUGCCGUACAAGGAUAAGCAGAACCCAAGCGGACCUAAGCCUCCACACUCUAUCGAAGAGGAUGACUUCGAAUGGGGCGUCAACGAGGAGGCAGACAUCAUCACCCUUCUGCCCAUCUGGGAUCCUACCAACACGUCUUGGACGAUGCGCAACAAGAUCUGGAACUACAACGAAGGCGUGCACCCCGUCUUCAAUGACGAGCACCCUACGGACGACGAAUUUUUCGACCCUUUACAGCAAGAGAUUCCGCGCCGCGCUUACAUCAACACCGUCCUUCGCCUUAGCAAGAGACUGCUCGACGCGAUGCACGAAGAGAAUUUGGCAGGCAGAACGAUGCAAGCCGAGAUGUGGCCCACCACUGUAGCCCUGCAGCAUGGGUUCAAAGCCGUGUAUGCACCGCAUCCAAUUUACUCCGCCGUCAAGUGGCCCGCUCGCUACGCAGACGCCAUUUUCAACGCCGACGACGGCAUUCCCGGACGUUGGGGUCAGGGCGAAGAUUCCGUUUACAACCAAGAUCGGGAGGUCAACUUCCGUCCAUUCAGUUGGUACUACCAUGCUCGGUUCCCUCGAAUCCUGUACAGGCGGUGGAUGGGCUGGUCCGCACAGGAUGGCCUGGGUGACUUUGGCGGCCCAGAGUGGGAGGCGGAGGAGAAGCAGGGCAGGAUGUGCCUGCCACCGAUGCUGCUGCAUCCGGUCAAGAGAGAUGACCUUGAGGAUUCGUGAUCUACUCUGUUUUUUAAACUUAGAUUCCCAAUCUUUUUUUUUUUUCAUGUAUCGAAAGGCAUGUCAUAUCAUUGCGAAGGCGCUGGAUGGGAGGUUCAUUACUUCUUGUGUAUAUAUAGGUCUGCAGGUGUCUGAAGACGCCUCAGAAGAGAAUGGCCAUCUAGGCUCAAUCAUCGCGGCUAGAACAUCUCGCCAUAUCACAGCAAAG
Molecule: messenger RNA, 3090 nt
Organism: Verruconis gallopava
Lineage: Eukaryota; Fungi; Ascomycota; Dothideomycetes; Venturiales; Sympoventuriaceae
Exons: 2
Coding region: 567-2882 (771 amino acids)
Source: RefSeq, a predicted model, not a curated record